Molecule: messenger RNA, 1504 nt
Organism: Gasterosteus aculeatus aculeatus (three-spined stickleback)
Lineage: Eukaryota; Metazoa; Chordata; Actinopteri; Perciformes; Gasterosteidae
Source: RefSeq, a predicted model, not a curated record
AACUUAUCAUGCUCACUGUUAGGUUUCACUUUCUUUUCCGGAGAAGAGAGAGUCGCUUCUCCGUCUUUGUCUGUCGCCUGUCCGCCGUUGGUCACCGCGUCUGCUUGCACUCGCGUCAUGGAGGCACAGAACAAAAAGAAUCAGAGCUUUUCAUUUGAAGGGCUCUCUGCAGCCAGGUUUCACCCUGGCCCCCGUGCUUCAGCUGCAUUAACUACCAGUAAAGAAGCAGGGACCAAUGAUUCUUCCAGCACUGUGACAGAUGUCAGUUCAACAGAGAGAAGGGAGAACAACAUUUUGUUUACAUUCCCAGCAGCUCGAACAAAACUGGAAUCUCCAUGGCGAGACAUCGAGUGGACAGAAGAAAAAAAGCUGAGCUUGAAGGUGACCAUCAGCUCCUACAAACCCAGCAGUGAGGAUGUGUCUCAUGCUAAGGUUCUCCUCCUGGGUCCGGUUGGUUCUGGAAAGUCCAGCUUCAUCAGCUCAGUCCAGUCGGUGUUUAAAGGAAGAGUCACCAACCGGGCCAUGGUGGGCUCCUCCUCCACCAGCUUCACCAAGAAGCUGCAGUCCUUCAACAUCCAUGCUGAGGAUGUAGAGGAUCCCACUGGGCUGGUCUUGUGUGAUAUGGUGGGCCUGGGAGGUGGAGAUAUGACCGGACUGACCCUCCAUGACAUCCUGUCCGUCAUUAAAGGUCAUGUACCUGAAGGGCACAAGUUCAGCCCAGAUCAGCCAGUGAGGUCGGAGACGGUGGGCUACGUGAAGAGGCCAAGCCUCAAAGACAAGGUCCAUUGUGUGGCCUUUGUGGUGGACGCCUCGAAAGUCCUGACCUACCCUAAAGGCCUCAGUGACACCUUCCAGAAGCUCCGGGAGCACAUCAGUGAACUGGGGGUUCACCAGGUGGCUCUGCUGACCCACAUUGACAAAAUUUGUGUUGAAACGGACAAAGACGUCGCAGAGGUUUACAAGAGCAACACCAUUCGGGACAUGAUGGUUAAAGCCGGAGCUCUGUUGGGAAUGUCCACCUCCUACAUCGUCCCGGUGAAGAACUACUCUUCAGAGCUGGACCUGGAUGUGAACACUGAUGUGCUCCUGCUUAGUGCUGUCGACCACAUCCUUCAAUAUGCUAACCUGUAUUUCCAGGACAACACGGCCCAACACACAGGGCAGAAAAUGGAAUAAAACAUUCCUUUCUUUUAAGAAUAUAGAAAAAGGUUCGCAAAUUCACAUUCAUCUAAUCUUUUGUGGUUUAAUGCUUAAUGUUAGGAGGCUGCUCAGGAAUAAAGUUUGUGUCCAAGAUUUAACCAUUCGUAAAUGUUAAAGCUACAGAACAAUCCCAUAAAAUGGUACAGGCACUGGCUUUGAACCUUUCCUCUUGUUAUGUCUUUUACAACAUUAUAAUGAGAAAAUUGUGAUAAUUCUGAAGAAAUCCGAACUUGUGAUGUCUUUGUAAGCAUCAACUUUUCUCUUUGUAUCAAGGUCAAUAAACCUUAUUCAACAACCAGCCAUA